CCGUCCAGUGUGUCUAAAGUGUACAGGUGUAGAGAGGAAGGGCUGCGUGAGGCUAGAAAGGUUCAAGGGGCAGGUAGGACUAGUGUAUAAACAUAGUGUAUAAACAUGAUUGGAUAAGAAGACUGCAUCCAGAAAAACUACAGACGAACAUAGAAGUGCUUUACAAAAUGUUACAUGUUUUUCACCUUGAAGAUAUAAAAGGAAUUUUCCUGAAAACUCUCCAUCCCUCCCUUCGUCUCACAAGGAACUUGGCUUGAGUCAUGGAAUGAUUUGCAUGAUUUCUUUAUAGAAUGUUUCUCUACCUAGGAGAAAUGUUCUCUCCUGGGUGCAGAAGCCUGAAAAAUGAAGCAUACAAUGAAAUAUUCAACCACCAAAAUUUCCUCAGCAAAGAUGGACAUCUCAUCAGUCAGAGCCCUGGUAAAAUCUCCCAGGUUGAGAAAAUCCCAACAGAAGGCUGGAGAAGUUUGCCAGAUGUGCUUUACGCAGCUACGCUCUGGCUUUAUCAUAAAAAAGAAGGCCUGUUUCUUUGGGAAAGAAACCACCAAUGGGUAUUCAUCAAAAACAGCUGGGAAAUACAAGGAGUCACAUUUGGUAUUGGCUGACUGUCAGCAGCACCUGGAACGGUCUGCAGAGGGCCUCAGCUUUGAUAGAUCUAUGGUCCAGAACUAUAUGAGAGCAACUGGCGAUUCAAGUAUCCAAGAACGUUCUGUUUCCCUGAGGACAUUCAAUGAUCAAUGCAUUACUUUUCCUUUUGCGGGGGAUGGAAGUUAUGAGAUCUCUGUUGAAGAUUCAGGAAAAAAACAAAAGAAAGACAAAGUACUAUUCCGUUUCUAUGAUUCGCAAAUCUCCACAAGUGAAACAGGUGAUGGUGUUGAUGGUCAGAAGUUAAUGGUAAACCUGAGUCCUACAAGAGACAAAGACUUCCUGCUGCUAGCCAAUAACAAGGAGCAUUCUGUGGAGCUACAAAAAUGUGAAGACCCGUUGCCAGACCAGACCUUCUUUCUGCUUCACAGGGAGCCCUCGUCCUCCAAAUAUGUUUCAUUUGAAUGUAAGAGCAAUCCUGGAGUGUUUAUAGGAGUAAAAGAUAACCAUCUUGCUCUAGUUAAGUUAGGGGAACAAACUGGGGAUUCAAAUAGAGAGAAUAUCAUAUUUAAGCUCUCUUAAACUUAAUGUGAUGGAAAGCUGUGGACGCUGGGUUGGUAGCCCAAAUAGCUACCACUGAAAAAGGGAUGAGAAAUUUUAAACAGAGAAAUAGAUAACAUUUAAGGGAAAUAGAGAAUGCUUAGAAUACUGUAGAAUAUUUUCCUUUUCAUGUAUAAAAAUACUUUUUGUAAUCCUUCAGUUCUGUUUUUUAUUUCCCUCUGUAUCACUAUAUACCCAAUACAAGUAUUAGUGUAUUAAAUAUGGUGUUGGUAAAGAGAACCACCAACAUUCUGAAGAGA
Rhinolophus ferrumequinum (greater horseshoe bat) is the source of this 1442-nucleotide messenger RNA. It is a transcript of the gene IL33, whose product is annotated as interleukin 33. The coding region runs from base 343 to 1164 and encodes 273 amino acids. Gene Ontology annotation, molecular function: cytokine activity. The transcript has 8 exons. The record is from RefSeq and is a predicted model, not a curated record. Lineage: Eukaryota; Metazoa; Chordata; Mammalia; Chiroptera; Rhinolophidae. Gene Ontology annotation, biological process: positive regulation of cytokine production; positive regulation of inflammatory response.